GAGAAGCGGAACCUGAGAACUUAACUGCUGCACCACUGGGCUGGCCCUAGAGACCAGUAUUUUCCAAAGUAGUUCUGUGGGUGCAGAUAGGUGUGACAGGAGGCAGGGCUGUAGCAGAGUGGCUAAGAGGUCCAGUCUCUGCAGUCAGAGAGCUGGGUUCAAAUCCUGGCCCCACCUCUCUCUCUCCUUCUCUGACCUUGGGUAAUGAGCUCUUAAUCUCUCUGAAUUUCACUGUCCUCAACAAACAAAAUGGGCAUAAUAAUACCUAUCUCACAAGCUAGUGAUGAGAAUUAAUUGCAAUCAGAUUGUAAAGAGUGAGCAUAGAGUAAACACUUAUUACGUUUGAGCUGGCUUUAUAAUAUGUAACAGGAAAAGGCAUCCUUGGCUACGUAAGGUUGGCAAAUGUAGGUUCAACAAAGAGAGGCAGGUUUCUUUGCUGCAGGACUUCUCAGAGCCUUUAACAUGCUGUUAUGCCAUAGAAAGUUCAAAGAGUGGGAUGUGGAGCAUUGGACUGGACUUAGAUCACAGGGACUCAGGAACCAGGCCACCAUCGCAUGUCGUCAUUCCCUGGUCUUUGCCCUCCUGGUGCAAUGGAAACCUUGCUGGACUGGGCAGUUCUGAGGAAGGCCUUCCUGUGUCCUCGAUGUAAAACAAGGGAGCUGCACGAGAUGCUUCCAGAGGCCUUUUCUGGCUCCCCGAGGUCCUGAGAUGGGAAGACAAAGUUGUAGACCAGGGCGGAGGUCAGAUUAUUGAGGCUGAAGCCCAGUCUGUCAGGGAGGAGAAGAAAUCCAGUGCUGGCUCCCCAACAGCAAGGCGGGCCAGGGGUCUCGUGCUCUGGAUGGAAGUGGCUCCAUUAAUUAGUCCAUCAGCACGGUCUGCUUCUUAACCUGCCCUGUGCCCGGCUGUCUGAGAACAGAAAGGACAAGUGUCUGGGAACAGAAAGGACAAGUAUCAUGUCGGGGCGCCCCUCGGGCGGUGCUGUGAUGACUUAGCUCCCGCCUCCUCCCUGGACUAGGAAAGGCCAGACCCCAGAGAUGACCUCAGAAUGUAAUGCAGGACGAGCUUAGGGAUGCAAAUCGGGCUGUGGCCUUUGCCUAUCAAGCCCUCUGCAUUUACUUGGACCAUGUGUGAUAAUUGGGUGGCCUCGGGACGGGGCGAUCCAGUGCUGGUGGCAGAGAACACAGUGCUUUAUCCUGCCUGGAUCUCCUUGUCUCUUACAGUGACUGGUGCAAAGGUAGUUGCAGUAAAUAUCUGGUGAACACUGAACAGAAUACCUGGAUGCUGAGUCCAAUCAGCUUGUUGGAGGGAGGUUGAGGGAGGGGAGUUGACUGGCAGGUGCCAGCUUUUCAAUAGAUGUUUGAUUUAAUGAAUGACACAGUGAAUAAUGAUAAGGCCGAAUGAAGCAACUGGUAUCAGACAAAUAGUAUAUAAUUAUGAAAUGAUUAAUAGCAUUUGCUACCUCGUCUUGCAAAGGGCAGUUUAGGAUGGUGGUUAAGAUCCUAACUGAGUUCAGAUCGUGUCUCUGCUGCUUUCUAGCUAGGUGGGUGGGCAUGUACUUAACUUCUCUGUGCCUCAGUUUAUUAUCUGAAGAAUGGGAAUAAUGAUACUUCACAGGGUGUUCUGACGCUUAAAUGAGUCAGUUACACAUAGAAUGCUUCAAACAGUGUCUGGCACACAGCAAGUGCAGUGUAAGCAUUUGCUAUGAUUUGUUUUCCUCUCUGUAACCUCUGUUGUACCAUGAAGUUCCUGAGGACAGGGAUCAAAUCCCCUUCCACUCUGCCCUCCCCUGGAUCCAGCACAGGACCUGACGCAGAGAAGGGGCUCAGUGAACACUGAUGGCAGCAUGAACACAGGAGAGAACAGUGGGAGCUGCUGUGUGGAGCCUGGACUGGAAAGGAAAUGGCUGAGAUACUGAGCCUCCUUAACUCCUUGUCUGACCCACAGCCAUGGCCACGUUGGUGGCCCAGAAGCUCAGCCACCUCCUGCCCAGUUUGCGGCAGGUCCACCAGGAGCCUCAGUCAUCUGUGCAGCCAGAUACUGUCUUCACGGUGGACCGAGCCGAGGUGCCGCCCCUCUUCUGGAAGCCAUACAUCUAUGUGGGCUACCGGCCGCUGCAUCAGACCUGGCGCUUCUACUUCCGCACUCUGUUCCAGCAGCACAACGAGGCCGUGAACGUCUGGACCCACCUGCUGGCGGCCCUGGUGCUGCUGCUGCGGCUGGCCAUCUUCGCGGGGACCGUGGACUUCUGGGGAGACCCGCACGCCCUGCCUCUCUUCAUCAUUAUCUUCACCUCCUUCACCUACCUCUCCUUCAGUGCCUUGGCUCACCUCCUGCAGGCCAAGUCUGAGUUCUGGCAUUACAGCUUCUUCUUCCUGGACUACGUGGGUGUGGCCGUGUACCAGUAUGGCAGUGCCCUGGUGCACUUCCACUACGCCAUCGAGCCCGCCUGGCAUGCCCGGGUGCACAGCAUUUUCCUGCCCAUGGCUGCCUUUCUUGCCUGGCUCUCCUGCACUGGCUCCUGCUAUAGCAAGUACACCCAAAAGCCCGGCCUGCUGGGCCGCACUUUCCAGGAGGUGCCCUCGGCACUGGCCUACGCCCUGGACAUCAGCCCCGUGGUGCACCGCAUCCUGGUCUCCGACCCUGCCACAGACGACCCGGCUCUUCUCUACCACAAGUGCCAGGUGCUCUUCUUCCUGCUGGCUGCCGCUUUCUUCUCAGCCUUCGAGCCUGAGCGCUGGUUCCCUGGCAGCUGCCAUGUCUUCGGGCAAGGCCACCAGGUCUUCCAUGUGUUCUUGGUGCUGUGCACGCUGGCUCAGCUGGAGGCCGUGGCGCUGGACUAUGAGGCCCGCCGGCCCAUCUAUGAGCCUCUGCACACCCGCUGGCCCCACAACUUCUCCGGCCUCUUCCUGCUCACCAUGGGCAGCAGUUUCCUCACUGCGUUCCUCCUGAGCCAGCUGGUACGGCGCAAACUCGAUCGGAAGACCCAGUGAAGGGGGGUGGCAUCUGAUAGGGAGGGAGGUAUAGUGGAGGUCCAGGGGUCCAGGCUUGGCUCCAGAUGGGAACAAGUCCUGGUAAAGUUGUUUGUGUCUGGCCCGCGGUGACUCUCUGCGCACACCUCAGCUGCCACAGGCGGCACUGGCCAGUCCUUGGAUUUGGGGAUUGGCCAGGAACUGCUGGAGUCCACUCCUGGGCCUGCCCCAGUUCCCUGCCCUAGGAGAGGGGAAGAGAGAAAGAUGUGGGCCACCCUGGUUUGCCUCCCCACACUGCCUUUCACUAGGAUAAGGAUGGGGGGGUCAGUUAGGGCCAGGACCCUGGUUUGGGGCUUCCAGAUUACCUGAGAGGGGGUGAAGGUGGGAUUAAGGCCAGUCCGAUUUGAGCUGAGAGGUAGGGGAGGCCUCAGCAGCCCCCUUACCCAGGUUUCCUGGGUGGAUAGGGAAGGGGCGGGCCCCAAGUGUGUGCAGGAGCUUACUGUGCCUUGAACCCCAGCCUGGAGGUUUGGAGCUCCAGGGAGCCCCCAAAGGUAGAAGAUUGUGCCAGGUGGAAAUGGAUCCCAUCCAGUGCCCCACACCUCUUCAGUCACUGCCCUAGAUGGUGAGCCCCAAUGGUGUAGCUCUGGCCUCCGUGUCCCACCCAUCCUGUUCCCAGCCUCUCUCCUGGUUCCCUUGUUCACGAUUCAGUUAUCCAGUAUGUGUUUCCUAGGCCUCUGCUCAGAGGUACACCACCGACUGGGCCCCGUGGAUCCAUACGAGAUGAUGAAGACUUUAAUAAUGGAAUGAACUGUCAGGGGAAGCACUGAGGAGCGAAUAAUCAGUGUAGCCUGGGACCCUCAGGGUCUUGGGUUGGGAAGGGUGAGUAGGAGUUUGCAGAUUCAGGAAGGACCUUCCCGGCAGAGGGAAAAACCUGUACAAAGGCCAAGAGGUAUGGAAGGAGGAGUUCAGUGGGGCUGGAGCUGGCGGUGAUCUGGACUCUGAUGUGUCCUAGAUGCAAUAAAGUGACUGUGCUAACA
This is a messenger RNA of Equus caballus (horse), 4006 nucleotides long. Lineage: Eukaryota; Metazoa; Chordata; Mammalia; Perissodactyla; Equidae. The record is from RefSeq and is a predicted model, not a curated record.